AUGCUCCUCCGUUCUGGGCAGCGCCUGGCCGCCCAGGAAGAAGCGGGGCGGACGGCCGUGCCGAGGAGGAGAAGCAGGGCAAGGUCGGACCCGCUCGCCGGCUUCCCCGAUGAGAUCCUGCAGCAGGAGAUCUUGCCCCGCCUCCCGGCCAAGUCCAUGAUCCGCUGCCGCGCCGUCUGCCGGUCCUGGCGCAGCCUCGCGUCCGACCCGGCCUUCCUCCUCGACCACCACCGACGCCAGCCGGCCCUUCCCCUGAUUAGUUCCUGCCGAAUCUCUGUCGACGGGUCCGACCGCGGCCUCGAAUCCCGCCUCAGCGCAAUCCACCUCCGGUCCGCGAAGCUCGGCCCCUCUUUUGAGUUCCCGUUCCGCGGCUCUUUCGGCGUCGUCGCCUCCUGCGACGGCCUUUUCGUCGUCGGCAGCUACAUCAUCUGCAACCCAGCCACGCACGAGUGGGCUACCCUCCGGCAGGACGCCAAGCCCAUAGAAAAUCUCUUUGCCCUCUUCCGGCACCAACCUUCAGGCGAGUUCUGUGUGAUGUACUGGAAAAACAACUCCAUGGAGUUGAUCUGUCGGCAGGAGUAUUACAUCCUCACCGUGGGAACCAACAAUUCAUGGCAAGUCGAUUGUCCGUUAACCGAGGUUUUGGCCGAGGAACCAUCCAUCUUUGGCGCGCCGGUCCUUCUCAACGGCAGCCUGCACAUACACUGGAGGAGACGGUCAGAUGUCCGCUACCACAGGAUACGGGUGUUUGACACAGUGGCAGAGACGUCGCGGCAGAUGAGGCCGCCGCCUGUGAACCCCCGCCAUGUUAUGCACUUGCUUGACCUGGGUGGCAAGCUUGCUGCGUCCACCAGCAAGGAUGGCAUGACUGGGAUGUCCAUUUUUGUGCUUCAGGAUCCUGAGCACGAUGUCUGGGCGUUCCAGUACCGGAUCAAACUGCCUGUGAUGGAAAUCAGGCGCUUUGAGGAGCAAGGUGAUUGGUGGGCAAAGGUUGUCUCCGAGGAGGGGGACGUGCUUUUCAGCUGCUAUGGCCAUCUCCUGCAAUAUGACAAGAAGGGUAAUUUGGUACGUAAGUUCAUGUAUGAUGAUGACAUGCCGGUAGUCAUUCCUCACAGGUUCAAAGAGAGUCUUAUCCAGCAUACAUUUUUCCAAAAGACAAAGAAGAAUUGAUUCGUACUCACUCCUGGAUAUCUGCUUUCGCGCCAUGUUAAAUCUAAGCGAUGCUGCAGUACCUCAAUUGGUGCACAUAUGUCUAGGAGAUGAGAAGAUUGAUCUGUAUGUUCACCUGCCCCAACUUACUUGGGACAAAAGACAUUGUUGUUGUUGUCGUUAGUGUUGUCAUUGUCGUGUUUGUUGUUGUUGUCCUCGUUGUCGUCGUCGUCGUCGUUGUUGUUGUCGUCGUCGCCGUUGUUGUUCACCUUUCCUGUUUAUCAACUCAUGUGAAAGGUCGAGGCACUGGCGAUGUUGGAGCACUUCAAUUGCUGCGCCUUGUGUAGGUGUCCUCCGCUACAGUUAUGUUCAACUGUCCUGUUCACCCAGCGCAACUUGCCCGGGACAAAAUGUUUUGUUGUUGUUGUUCACCUCUCCUGUUUAUCAACUUAUGUGAAAGGUUUAGGCACUGCCA
Messenger RNA from Triticum dicoccoides, 1624 nucleotides. Its product is annotated as putative F-box protein At3g17490. The coding region runs from base 1 to 1170 and encodes 389 amino acids. Gene Ontology annotation, molecular function: protein binding. The record is from RefSeq and is a predicted model, not a curated record. NCBI's taxonomy places the organism in Eukaryota, Viridiplantae, Streptophyta, Magnoliopsida, Poales, Poaceae. The transcript has 2 exons.